Molecule: messenger RNA, 1188 nt
Organism: Penicillium samsonianum
Lineage: Eukaryota; Fungi; Ascomycota; Eurotiomycetes; Eurotiales; Aspergillaceae
Exons: 6
Coding region: 1-1188 (395 amino acids)
Source: RefSeq, a predicted model, not a curated record
AUGUCUCCCGGAGGAUCUGGCUCACAGCAACCAUUUUCUUCCCGCAGGUAUCAAUCAAAUCUGCCCAAAGUUUCGGACUCGCAAUCGAACGUUGGGCUUUCGUCUCCACUAGUCCAGUCAGUGGAAACUCCCGACUUUUCACAAAGCGUUCUUCCUGGAUCAGACUCUCACUUGCCCAUUCAGCACAUUCAGCACAUUCAGAGUUCUAUUUGUGCUGUGCAAAGCGGUUCGCAAUCAACACAACGACUUGCACUGUCACUUCCCUCGCAUCAUUCAACAACGCUGGAUACCAGCCCAAGUCAGCCUCAUACUCUGCUGGGCUCGAACUAUCCACCCACAGAGUCAACAGCGCAGUCUUCUAUUGAGGACACAACUCCUAUUAAAGAAGAAAUUGGGUCAGAAGAUCCACGCGGCCUUGGCAUCUCAUCAUACCCCAUGUCAGUAGUAUCAGACACUUAUUUUGCUGGCCCAAUGCAGCACAAUACUCACCAAUAUGCGUGGACAAAUCGACCUUAUCAGCCUCUGCAACCACCACCAGGACAAAUGUGCCCGCCAUUUUCAUCUUCACAUCCGUCAUAUCCUUCAUCGAGCUAUCCGAUGAGUUAUCCCAAUCACUCAAAUGGGCCGCUGCAUGGAUACCAACAGCAAGAACAUCAAUUACCGGCCUCUUAUCUCGCAGCACCUGGCAAUCCUUCCCGUCACAGCCAGCCUCGAAGUCCACCCAUCGCUCGUCCCUACCACCAUCAAUCUGUUUCGGCCACUCCUUCUCAGCCCGAGCAGCCUCUCCUGACGUCUCCUCCUCCUUAUAUGAUAAACCAACCUGCCUACUACUUCCCUGACACAUCAGCCAUUCCAUCGCACCCUGCCUCCAUCAGCUCUCAGCCACCGUCGAUGACUGCCCCCGAGUCAAUGUACUCUUCGCCAGAAUCAGCCGCCGCUACAGAUACUGACCAUCCAGUCCGAGUACUCAGCUUGCGCCCGCGACCACAAUGCUGGGACCAUGGCUGCAAUGGUCGUGAGUUCUCAACAUUCAGUAAUCUCCUCCGCCACCAGCGAGAAAAGUCAGGAGUGGUGGCUAAGGCCGAAUGUCCAAUAUGCGGUGCGGUAUUUACCCGUACGACAGCACGCAAUAUCCAUGUUGCGCAGGGCAAGUGUAAAAGCUCAGGCAGGGAAUCAUCCGCUGAGUAG